Messenger RNA from Bursaphelenchus okinawaensis, 2269 nucleotides. The record is from the annotation of a GenBank genome assembly. Lineage: Eukaryota; Metazoa; Nematoda; Chromadorea; Rhabditida; Aphelenchoididae.
AUGCUCUUACGUUGGGUGAUAUGCCUAACAACAUUGAAAUUGGUACCAGCUAUUGAAUUGAAGAUCAUCGAUGACUACUUUUACACUAUUAAUGUUACUAUUGGAAGCCCUCGUAGGUUUAUACUUUAAAAGUUAAAGUUUUUAAGCCUAAAAAUGGCUUCCAAGUCUAAAUUUUCAAAAAAAUCAUAGUUUCGAAAGUUUAAAAAUUUAUUUUUUUUAAAAAACGAAAAAUUUUUAGCUCAAAACUUCACCCUAGCCCUGGAUAUUACAGCGAGCAAUACUGUGGUGUAUGGAAACAGUACUGCGUUAGACUCAUUGCCAUCAAAUGAACGGGUCUUUUAUGAGCCAUAGUAAGUGUCCAACUUACCCCACCCGACCGUAUCCUGCCCUAUUUUACUUAAACCUACUCCAGUUAUCAUACCCUAGCAUGCCUUGUCCUUACCUUACCUUUCCCUACCUUAUCCUACCCUACCCUACCCUACCCUACCCUACCCUACUCUACCCUACCCUACCCUACCCUACUCUUAUCUACUCUACCUUAUUUUACCCUACUCUACCCUAUCCUACUAAAACCUACCUUACUCUAGUCUACCGUACUCUACUAUACUUUGUCCUACCCUGCUUUUCUUUAUCAAAACACAUCAAUGCAUCACCCUUCGUGGUCUAUAAAUUUUUUCUACCCCAGCUACGUCUUUGCCACAUAUUUAAUAUACCAUACCCUACUGCCGUCCUAUUGUUCCAAAAAGCUCUAUAUACUUGCUAUAUCUUUGUUAUACCUUGCCCUAUUUUUGCUACCCUAGCCAUGCUCUACCUUUGUCUCCUUUGUUACAUCAUUCUAACUAACCCCUCAUUCAUUUUCAGUAAGUCAGAUACCGCCCUAAAGUUAUUUCAUAUACCUGCAAAUCAGUCAUACUCUGGUACCCUAACAUCGCUAAUCAAAUAUGACACUCUCGUGUAUGCUGAUGCUUUUUCAAUAAAUGGCGAACCAUUCGGAAUCAUUCGAUUUGUGGUUGUACAGAACUACGACUACGGUACAUAUUCGUAUCUACCUACGAAUGGGUUAGUUGGAAUUGGAGCGGACAUACUUCAUCAUGGUCUUGGGCUCAUGUCUAACAUACUGCACCUCAAGAAUGCUUCUGUUGUGUCGUUGUAUACACCUAGGUAUGUGAGGCAGAGAUAUUAGGGCAAAGUGUCGUAAAACAGUGGCAGAGCAUGGCAAAGCAAAGGUAGAGCGUGGUAAAGCAAAUGCAGGGCAUAGUAAAGCAAAGGCACAGCAUAAUAAAGCAAAGGCGUGGCAUGGUAAAGUAAAGGCAGGGUAUGAUAAAGCAAAGAGAAGACAUGGUAAAGUAAAGACAGGGCAUGGUUAUGUUGAAGGUAGGGGUACUGCUUCAUAGGGGACUAUACUGUAUUUUACUCUAAUUGCAUGCCAUUUUAAUCUUCAGAGACACCCAAAAUGAAAAUGCACACAUAACUUUCGGCCCGGGAGCACCUCAUGUUAACUGUGAACCGCAGCGUAAUUGGACAUUUUUUGAUUCCUACGACCAUACCAAUCGAAUCAAUAAACUUUUUGAAAUGAAAUACACAUUGUAAGUUCAUCUCCUAUAAUACCCAUUCUUUUACUAUCUCAACAUAUCAUUUUUUUUAUGUUUACAGCACCAAAUACGGCAACACAUCAGUAAAACUCUCAAAAUACUCAUAUUUUGCACUAUCAACCCUUACAUCGUAUGUUACUGUCCACAAAUUCAUGUUCAAAACCAUAAAAUCGGAGUUAAACUCAACUUCAGUAGUUGCAAGAGGAUCAACGAUCGAAGUUGUCGAUUGUAAAUGGAAAACCACUGCCCCCAAUAUUACACUUGGCAACGAGGAUAUGCAGUUCGAUAUACCUUCGGAAGAUUAUAUUGUUGAAACUGUAGGUUUGAAAUUUGGGUAAAAAAUUUUUUUCAGAGAGCGGGGUGGGUAGAUAAAAAUUUUUUUUUUCGAAAAAAAAAUCCACAGGGAGGACUAUGUUGAACUUUUAUCCAAAAAAAUUUUAAUCCGAGAAAAUUAACUAUUGUAAAAAUUUUGUACUUUUAAAGUCAAAAUAUUCUUGCCCUGCCUUUUUUAUACCUAUCUCUUUUAGGAACCCAACUACUGUAUCCUAAAAGUGCGUGAAAAUGUGGCCGCUGCUAACCGCCGUUGGGUAUUGGGAGUGACUUUCCUCAAGUCAUAUUGUGUUCAAUUUGAUUUGAGUGGGCAAAAGGUUGGAUUUGUCUCAUCAAACAUGCCAUAA